UGGCUGACCAGCGCAGCGGGAUCUAGUGAAAAGUGUUUAGAGUUAGUUCUCUAAGGUUUCCUCGGUGCUCCUACUUUGUGUGGUCGUGAACGGCUGUUGCGAGUCUAACGGGGCGGUUUGCCCGCAACUUUAUUAACUCGGCUUAAUUUAAUUUAAUUUCAAGCUACAGCUGGGCUGUGUUUGGCAGGCGAAGACAUGACAGAGGAGAGAAUCGUUGAACCCCCGGUGGAGAGUCACAGACCUGCGUCAGAAACGUCACAAGACAUUUCCCAUGUCUUAGCAGCCGUUUUCAAAGAGGUUUACGACAAGAACAUGAUCGGGGAAGACACUGUGUUGUCCAACCUCAUCAAAACCAAUGCAGGAAGGAGCAGCUAUCAUCAGAAAUAUGUUAAAGAGCUGCAGCAGGCUCGUUGUGAAUAUGAGCAGUGCAUAAAACAGGCCGAGCUGGCGGAGAAUCACAUAAUUCAGGCCAGAGUCCGAUCUGCUGCCAAAGAAAGCCUGGACCGCGAGAGGAUGAAGGCAGACACUGGAGACGCUUGUGAUCAUCAACCUGCACUGUUUACAGUCAAAUCUACCUUCUCCUGGUGCGUUGAUGAAGAUCUUUUCAAAGGAUGCAACCUGAUCUCCCCCGGGGACUACCUACAUACACAAAAAGCACGGGUCCCAGCACCAGCUGCAGUUAAAUCCAGUUUCGCUAAACCCACUAUCGCCUAUGCCAUGCACACGUCCCGGGAGCCUCAGCAGGACAGACACAAGCUGAUUCCCAAUCCAAAGAAGACUGUGCUGGAAAUGAAUGAGUUGGAUGACAGUCUUACUUUUGAAUCAAGCUCAGAUACACAACAAAAGAGGAAAGCCCCUGAAGAGACUAAACCCAGGCCAAAGUGGUCGGGCCAGCCAAGCGCACGGGACCGGGCGGAAGGCUGGGAGAACCUUCAGAGGUUCAAAGGAAGACAGCGCUUCCUGCGCAAUCCACGCUUCCUUCCUGCUAACGCAAAGCAGAGCGGAAAACCGCUCAUCUCACCCGAAGCCGAAGGGACGAAGGAGCACGAGAGCCAGAGCUCCGAGAAACAAAGCUCUGCCGAUGAUCUCGCCCCGAUCUUCCAGGCGAAGCCCUCGGUGAUAUUUUUCAGUGAAUACAGCGUUGGACGUGUCUAUGAGUCUACCCUGGAGCUGAAAAACGUGACUUCCGCCAGCCGCCACGUCAGAGUCAUCCCUCCUACCACGCCGUACUUCUCCAUUGGCCUGGGAAGAUUCCCCAGUGAUGGAGGCAUCGUCGCCCCUGGGAUGAGCUGCAAGUACACGGUGCGUUUCGCUCCAGACUCGCUGGCGGACUACAAGGAUUUUAUGGUGGUGGAGACCGUAGCCGAGCGGCUAUUUGUGGUGCCCAUUGAGGCGCGGAGGCCUCCUCCCAUCCUCACCUUGCCCAGAGUUGUGGACUGCGGGUACUGUCUGGUUGGAGGGGUGAAGUUCGUUGAGCUCCUGUGCCAAAAUGUUGGACUCAGCCCUGGAACGUUUUACAUCAUGCCUAAGGACCAGUGGCCGGCCUCAAAUCUGAGGUCCUUGGCCACAGCGUACUUCUCCGAGCAGCCGCCGUUUGCCGUGGGCCCCUGCGUGUUGGCGCUGCAGCCGGGAGAAGCCACUGUCGUGGAGCUUGUUUUCUUUCCGACCGCUGCGGAGAGGCGUCGUCAGCUGUUCACCAUAGUCUGCGACAACUGCCAGGUGAAAGACGUCUCGAUCGAAGGCGAGGGCCAGCUCGUCGGACUCGAGCUCGUCUCCGUGUCCGGAGAGAACGAGCCCCUCGGUGACGGAGAGGCGCGCAACCUCACAGCAGAGCGCUUUGUCCGUUUCCCCAGGUGCAACCCUCACUCUGUGCAGCAGAAGAGACUCGUCAUUAGAAGCAAUGUGUAAGCCUGACUCCUGUCACCAUCAAGCACCUCUCUUUCUUUACAAAAAAACAACAACACCUACAGUGUUUAUAUACUGGAUCAUGGGUAUUAUACGUUUUCAUAUUGGCCCGUUACAACCAUUAAC
This is a messenger RNA of Fundulus heteroclitus (mummichog), 2031 nucleotides long. RefSeq names its product DLEC1 cilia and flagella associated protein. Bases 196 to 1908 code for a protein of 570 amino acids. NCBI's taxonomy places the organism in Eukaryota, Metazoa, Chordata, Actinopteri, Cyprinodontiformes, Fundulidae. Gene Ontology annotation, biological process: negative regulation of cell population proliferation. The transcript has 13 exons. The record is from RefSeq and is a predicted model, not a curated record.